Triticum turgidum subsp. durum (durum wheat) is the source of this 708-nucleotide messenger RNA. Lineage: Eukaryota; Viridiplantae; Streptophyta; Magnoliopsida; Poales; Poaceae. The record is from the annotation of a GenBank genome assembly.
AUGGGCAGCCAGACUGAGAUCAACCCCAAGAUGAGGGCUAUCCUGACAGAUUGGCUAGUGGAAGUCACCCACAAGUUCGAGCUCAUGCCCGAGAGCAUGUACCUGACGAUCUACGUCAUCGAUCGCUUCCUGUCCCUGCAGGCGGUGCCGCGGCGGGAGCUGCAGCUCGUCGGCAUCGCGGCCAUGCUCAUCGCCUGCAAGUACGAGGAGAUCUGGGCCCCUGAGGUAAACGACUUCAUAUCCAUCGCCGAUAACUCCUACUCGAGGCAGCAGAUCCUGUCCAUGGAGAAGAAUAUCCUGAACAGCAUGGCGUGGAACCUCACCGUCCCCACCCCGUACGUCUUCCUGGUGCGGUUCGCCAAGGCCGCCGGGAGCGACAAGGAGCUUGAACAUAUGAUCUUCUUCUUCGCCGAAUUGGCGCUCAUGGAGUACGGCCUGGUGACGGUGCGCCCCUCGCUGGUGGCAGCUUCUGCCGUGUACGCUGCCCGGUGCACGCUGAAAAGAAGCCCCAUCUGGACUGAAACCCUCAAGCACCACACCGGAUUCGCUGAACCGCAGCUCCUGGAGCCUGCAAAGAUGCUGGUCAUGGCACACGCAGCUGCUCCGGACAGCAAGCUCAAGGCCAUCUACAAGAAGUACUCGUGUGAGCAGUACGGGCGUGUGUCCCUGCGCGCCCCAGCAGUGGCCGCUCCUCAGCGCCUGGCCUAG